Molecule: messenger RNA, 1738 nt
Organism: Malurus melanocephalus (red-backed fairy wren)
Lineage: Eukaryota; Metazoa; Chordata; Aves; Passeriformes; Maluridae
Gene: LTAP1
Product: chromosome unknown C1orf43 homolog
Exons: 7
Coding region: 83-841 (252 amino acids)
Biological process (GO): phagocytosis
Source: RefSeq, a predicted model, not a curated record
UCAGGGCUGCCCCCGGUCACGUGGUGCGGGCGCAGGGCGGCUUCGUGGCCGCCAUGUUGUGCGGCCCCGGGCCGGGCCGGGCAUGGCGGGGGCCGGCAGCAACUGGCUCUCGGGGGUCAACGUGGUGCUGGUCAUGGCUUACGGCAGCCUGGUCUUCGUGCUGCUGUUCAUCUUUGUGAAACGSCAGAUCAUGCGCUUCGCCAUGAAGUCCCGCCGUGGCCCCCACGUGCCYGUGGGACAGCACGCGCCCAAGGAUUUAAAGGAAGAGAUUGACAUUCGCCUGUCAAGGGUGCAGGACAUCAAAUAUGAGCCACGGCUGCUCGCUGAAGAUGAUGGCCGACUCCUGCAGCUGGAGACACCAGGCUGCUAUAACUACCUGUACAGGAUGAAGGCACUGGAUGCAAUCAGGACAUCAGAAAUCCCAUUUCARGCAGAGGGCCGGUACCCCAAGUCUUUAAUAGGGAAGAAUUUCUGUGCCUACCUGCUGGAACUGCGGAAUUCCAGCACCUCCUUCAAAGGCAUCCGCAAAGCCUUGAUCGACACUUUGCUGGAUGGCUACGAGAGCGCCCGCUAUGGCACUGGGGUCUUUGGGAAAAUGGAGUAUCUGAAGUACCAGGAAGCUCUGAACGAGCUGGCAAACAUGACCAAGGCCCGGGGGGGCAGCAGCCAGCGGCAGCACCAGUCGGCAGCGAAAGACCUCACCCUGUCCCCUGAAGUCUCCAACCCUGCCACCAUCCAGGUCACCUACCUGCCUUCCAGCCAGAAGAGCAAACGUGCCAAACACUUCCUGGAGCUGAAGAGUUUCAAGGACAACUACAACACACUGGAGAGCACCCUGUGAGCGUGKUGGAGCCUGGUGCAGUGCGUUUGCUGGGCAUGUCUGGGCCGCAGUGCAGGCAGCAGUGAGAGCCACCAACUGUGCUCUCAGAUCUCACCCUCACACCACGUUGGAGGUCAACACUCAGUGGAGACUCCAUUCCAACUGCUGGGGCUUGGCCCCCACCAGGUGCUCAUUCCAGAGCUGUGUACCUGCCUGCUGAGCCUGUGGGGAUCAGCCCCACAGCCUUCUCUGCCACAGGCUGGUGACACUCCAGGCUUUGUGUCCUGCACCGUCUUGGACCUUGUGAAUAAACUGAUGAGCUUGACCUUAUUUAUAAAGACAUGGAUCCCAGCCAGCGCUCCCUUCCACGCACCUUUCCCUGCAGCAGCUGGCGGGGACUGAUGUCUGUCUGUCCUGUCUGUGUGGGUCUUGGGCACUGGAGCCACUUGUCUGUUUUUUUUCCGAAGGGUGAACACUUUUCCCUGUGACCUCAUUGUUCCUGCUCUCAGCCCUUUGUGCCCAGCCUGCCUGUGCACCCGGACGGGGUAGAAAUAGUUUGGUGCCCGUUUUUAGCACCAUGGCUGAGCUACCGCUUUGGGCUGAGGUUUCUACUCGUUCUCCUGCAACCGGGCAUUUGGGGACAUCUCAAGUGGACAAAGCAGUGUCAAAUGUCCCGUCUGUCCUGCCAAGGGGGUGUUUGCUCCCACUCUCACCAGCGCCUCGCAUGCCAGCGUCUGCCGAGCCCCCGGGGCUGAAAGCUCAUGGCCCCCACCUCGAGUCUGCAUUCUGUUGGGCUGAGGGCAGCGCCAGCAGCUCACCCAUCAGUGUGGUGUGGGUGGCACAGAGUGGAGGGCACAGACCUAGCACAGAUCUCGGCACUUUUUAAUUACUGUUUAAUAAAAUGACAGUUCAGCCCGA